This is a messenger RNA of Fomitiporia mediterranea MF3/22, 9288 nucleotides long. RefSeq names its product vacuolar protein sorting-associated protein vps13. NCBI's taxonomy places the organism in Eukaryota, Fungi, Basidiomycota, Agaricomycetes, Hymenochaetales, Hymenochaetaceae. The coding region runs from base 1 to 9288 and encodes 3095 amino acids. The record is from RefSeq and is a predicted model, not a curated record. The transcript has 45 exons. Gene Ontology annotation, biological process: protein targeting to vacuole; mitochondrion organization; late endosome to vacuole transport. Gene Ontology annotation, cellular component: extrinsic component of membrane.
AUGGAUUAUUUCGCUAGCUAUGCAAAACCUUGGGUCCAUAGGGUCUUGAUGAGCUUUAUUGGUGCCUAUGUAGAAAAUCUGUCGCAGGAUCAGUUGUCGGUCGGCAUUAACAAGGGCAAUAUUGAUUUACGGGAUUUGAGCCUCAAGAAGAGCGUGUUGGACAAACUCGACUUGCCCUUCGGAGUAGUUGAAGGUCGUAUUGGCCGUUUCAUGCUCUCCAUUAAUUGGACGAAGAAGGAAACACCAGUUGUGAUUGAAAUCGAGGAUGUGCAAGUCCUAAUAGCUGCCUCGUCGGCAACGGCAUACAGUCGCGAAGAUGAAGAGAGGAGGGAGCAGCAAUUGAAACAAGAACGUCUCGAACGAGCAGAAGCGCUCCGGAUGGGAGGAGAGGUAUCAGAGUCGUCUUCUUUCGGGGCCGGAUACUUCAACUCAAUCAUCGCACGAAUUGUCAAUAACGUACAAGUGAAAAUUAAGAAUAUCCAUUUACGUUAUGAAGACAAACAGACUGUGCCCGCGCAUCCCUUUGCAGCUGGAAUUACGCUAGCUGGACUAUCAGCAGUAUCCGUAGAUGCGGAUUGGAAACCCAAGUAUCUGGAUGCUUCUGAACAAUCUAUCCAUAAGCUUGCCACUCUGGAUUCGCUGGCAGUCUAUUUCAAUACCGAUUCUGAAAGUAUCGCUGGCCUAGACUACGAAAAGUCGAAGAAACUAUUCAGGGACUUGAUAUCUUCCGAUGCACACCCUGUCGAGCAUCAGUUUAUCCUACGACCGGUCUCUGGUGAAGGACGUGUAAUCCUGAAUAAGCAAUGGGGAAAUAAUGGCCAACCUCACUAUGAUGCCCAACUACUGUUCAAUGAGUUAGGGUUUAAUCUGGAUAAUCACCAAUACCGCGACGUCAUCUCGCUGGCGGACGAGUAUCAUAUUUUUGUGAGGCAACACAAGUACCGGAAAUAUCGUCCAGAUGAGUCCGAAUUCGAGGCGAACAAGUCCAAAGCUUUAUGGAAGUUUGCAACUGUUGCCAUUCGGGAAGAGGUCCAUGACAAACACGUAAGAUGGACUUGGGAGCACUUCCGGACUCGCCGUGAUGAGCGACAUCGAUAUGUCGACCUCUUCAAGCAGAAAGAAUUGGAAAAUAAGAGUGAGGAAAUCGUCAACGAUCUCGCCUCGCUGGAGCGGAAGUUGUCGUACAAUGAUAUACGAUUCUACCGUUCUAUUGCACGGUCUCAACUAAAGAAGGAUAAGAGUGCUGCCAGGGUGUUGGAACAGAACAAGAAAAAGCAACAGAGCUGGUCAUCCUGGCUGUGGGGCACAACUAACGAUACGCCCAAAUCUCUCGACCAGAUGACGGAGGAAGAGAAGAAGGGGUUGAACGAAUUCCUUGAUUACGACGAGAGAGCUGAGCUUGCUGAAGCGUUCGAUCCCUCACGCGAGACGAUCUCUACUCGUGCAAAGGUGCACCUUAAACAGGGCUCGUUUCGUCUCAAACGAAGUCCGUCGGACGGUUCAAGUGAUAUUGUGUCACUUGUCUUUGAUUCCUUUGAUAUGGGUGGAGUGCAACGCCGCGACAACUUCGAAGCUUCUCUUUCGUUAGGAAACUUCCGCGUGUUUGAUGGCACCACUACAAAUGACUUGUACAAGCAGAUCGUACACGUCAAGGAGAGCGAGAAACCGAAGAGCCAGCCCGAGUCUUCGGAAGGCAGUGGAGAUCCAUCUGAAGAUGCAUUCUUCUAUAUGAAAUACGAGUUCAAGCCUUUGGACGAACGCGCUGAUAAUGGCCUGACCGUCAAACUACGAUCAAUGGAGAUCCUAUAUCAGAGGGGAUACGUUGAGGCGAUUGUCGCAUUUUUCAAGCCCCCAGAGAGUCAGCUACAGUCUGUGGAAGCACUACUGAGUGUAGCUGGAGAGACCUUGGGAGGAAUCCAGAAGGAAACUCGUGCUGGGUUGGAAUAUGCCUUGGAGACGCAUAAGACCGUUGAUCUUCGACUUGACAUGCAUGCCCCGAUCAUAAUCAUUCCAGAAAGUGUAACGUCUAAGCACUGUAACCACCUGGUGAUAGAUGCAGGACGUGUUCUCGUGGAAAGUACACUGGCAAGUAAAGAAACCAUCAGAGAGAUUGAAAAGAAGCGGAAGACCAAGUACACGGAUGAGGACUACAAGCAGCUCGAGUCGAUGAUGUACGACAACUACUCAGUAAAGCUCGUUGCAGCUCAGUUUGUAAUCGGCGAUAGUCUCGAUGCUUGUCGUUCAGCUUUGCAAGCCGAGGAGCCUGACCCAAGGUUACAUCUGCUAGAACGCGUGAAUAUCGACUUACUGGCCCAGAACUCUAUUGUUCCCUCAGCUCGCAGUAUUGCUCGUUUGAAGAUGUCCGGCAGACUCCCGAACCUCCAUGUCAACUUCUCAGAUAGCAAAUACAAGACGCUUAUGCGAUUACUCGAUGUGUCUCUUCCGCGGCUCGAUGAUGACUCGAAUGCGUCCCAGGCGGGUAGACGUGAUAAACCUGCUUUUCAGCCUUCUGUGGAGCUGUUUGGAAGCGGACAAGCCGAGUAUGUCGUUGACGAUGUAUCUGUAAAAGAAUCCGAGGAAGAAUCGGAUGCAUCAGGAAUAGCUGCCAAGGAGCUUUCCGAUAUUCGACAGCACCAGUUUGAACUUUCAUUCCGAGUUGAUUCGUUGCAAGCGACGAUAUCUCGGACUGCGGAAGAUGGUUCAGAGAGAGCGCUGGGUAAUCUAGCAUUGGAUCAUUUUCUACUCAACUUUGUCCUGGCGAAAUACGAAAUGAAGGUUGACAUCGACCUCAAAGCAAUCGACUUGAAGAGUUCACCCGCUGGCUAUGAUCCGCUUCUUCUUGUCUCGACAGAAUCCGAUACUUCCGAGGGUGCAAAUCUAAUGAACGUGGCUUAUCGCCGUGCUCAGAAAGCAUCACCGGAUUUUUUGACGAUAUACGAUGGCUACGAUCAAUCUGUAGACGUCACGUUAACAACCUUUGUUGUACGCGCUGUACCAGAGCAUGUACUUUCGCUGUAUGACUAUAUCAUGACGACAUUCGUCCCAAGCCGAAAUGGAAGUACAACAGCACAAGUUGAGGAAACGUCUGCACAAGGUGUGCAACCUAAGGAGGAACAAUCAUCUCAGCGAUCUCCCGAACGAAUCCGUGUCCGAGCGAAAUUAGCCGAAUUCCAAGUUUUGUUACUUGAAAAGUCGGAUAGUAUUGCGACAAUGUCCCUCUCCACGGCAAACGUGGACGUUGAUCUAGAAGAAAAUGGGCUGGUUGUUAUCGCACGUUUGGGCAGCCUGAAGCUCACAGAUGACUCUCCCAUACAAACGAGGUCACCAGAGUUCAAACAUUUACUUUCGAUCAAGGGUGAUGAACUUGCGGAACUUCGGUACGAAUCGUUCAGCCCAGCAGAAGCCAUACAGAAAGGCAUCAAUUCUUCUGUAAACUUGACGACUGGCUCACUGAAGCUUCAUUUCCUCGAGGCUCCACUCAACAGCAUGUAUCUCUUCUUGAUGAAGUUCGCUCGCUUAAAGGGACUAUACGAUGCCGCCACGGAGGUAGCGGUACAGCGAGCGGCCCAGGUGGAGCGAAUGGCUUUUCAUUUAAGCGUCCGGUCGCCCAUAGUGGUCUUCCCAGUGGACCCGACUCAUCUAGAGGACGUAUUUGUUCUAAGACUUGGGGAACUGUCGACUCAAAAUGAGUUCGACAGCUCUACGCAGCUCAUUACCGGGAGCCUUAACGGAAUACAGCUUACCUCACUGUUUUUCGAGGAAGGCAAAGCGCGCCUCAAUAUCAUUGAUGACGUGAAUGUUUCUACGGAGAUAACGCAGGCAGGAGCUGGUAGUUAUGACCCGAAGGCAGACACUGCGGAGUUCAAGACAAUGGUCCGCAUAUCGGAUGUCAAUCUUAAGUUAACGGAGCUGCAGUACUGCAGAUUAAUUACACUCUCCCAAGCAAUACCAGGUGUAUUCUCCGGGUCAUCGGAAAGCCAAAUAGAAGCGCCUCAACUUCAGCAGCAUGUUCAAAGUGCUCAGUCAGAGUCUCAAGCGAAUCUCUUACCAGAGCUGAGCCCGACACUGCCUCCCUCCGGCCAGGUGGAUUCGAAGAAGGUUGAUCUAGUUGUGACGAUGCAAGCCGUAAAUCUGCAUCUAUAUGACUCAGGUGCUAUAUCGGAAAGCGAUCUCAAGUCGCACGGGAUCACAAAGUUUACGCUGUCCGGUACAACAAUGACGUUGGACAUGCGAACCAGUGGUGCUUUGCAAAGCCAGCUCUGGAUCAAGGCUUUCACGAUGAACAACAUCAGACCUGGACCGACAAAAUUUAGGGAAAUUAUUCCUGCCGCCGACCAUGGACGCGAUCAAUUCCAUUGUCUAUUCACCUCUUCCGGAGGGUCAAAUUCAGCUUCACAGAUCGUUGCGACUAUAGAUUCUCCGCAUAUUAUAUUUUCUAUCGAACCCAUCUUUGCUCUGUCCAAUUUCUUCCUCAGCGCAUUCAGCUCAGAAAAAUCAGGGUCAGAGGAUCAGCCCAAGAUUAUGCAGGAACCAGUGAAGCCCUCCGGAAACGAACCUCAGCCACCUCCGUUGCUUAGCUUCCGCUUUGACCUGUACGAUACACUGAUCAGCGUUUUGGAGGACGAUCAGAAGAGCGACACGCAGGCCGUGAGGCUUUCAUUGUCCCGCCUUUCCUUAUCACAGCAAAAUGCCAUGGUGCUCGACAUGUCCCGAUUAGGAAUGUCUCUUCUGCGCAUGAACAAACAAGCAGAGACCGUCCGAUUCCUGGAUGAUGUUGACAUCAAACUAGCUUCAGAGAGCCGCUCUGAAUGGAACAAACAGUUCACUGGUAUUAACAUAGUCGUGGAACAGGAAUUCGUCUUCAGGGCGUCAUAUCGAGACAUCUUGCUUAUUACGGCCAUUGCCAACAAAGCUCUGGCUCUGUUCUCGGGCACGGACGACGUUGAUACAAAAGAGACGAAGCAAGCUGCAUUUGAUAAUGCAGCGAAUGCAGUUGCGGCAAGAAGCAAAGCAGGAGAUGGCCGGAAAAGCUCGUCUUCCAUGACAAGAUUCUCUCCUACCCGAUCCAGAUCGAACUUGGCGGCGAAAGUUAUCAUGUCCACUGAAGAGAUGGAGGCAUCGUUCCAAGGUCUUCGAUUAGUGCUUAUCGGUGACCUACAUGAAGCCCCCGUGCUCCACAUGACAGCCAAAGCAUUCACUGUCUCUGUAAAUGACUGGUCAACGCAGCUUCAAGCGAGGACUACUAUACCACUGACGAUUGAUUAUUGGAAUCUGAAAAACUCACACUGGGAACCUCUAAUCGACCCCUGGAACUUCUCGAUAAAGAUGCACAAGAUUGCAUCGACUGGUGGCAUCUCCUUGGAUCUUUCUUCGACAGAGCUCCUCGAUCUCAACGUAAGCUCCAAUUUCGUUGAACUGGCCAUCACUACUGCGAAUAUAUGGAACAAAGAAGGGGACCGUGUCCUUGAGCGAGCGAGAGGAAGUUAUGCACCCUAUCGCAUUUGUAACAGAACGGGAAGCCCAGUCUAUGUGUGGCCAGAUUCCAACGGCAAUGCAAGCGUCAGCUCCGCCAACACCAUAAAGGUCGAUCAGGGUUCUACCAUCGAUUGGCGUUUCGACGACUGGAGAAAAACAAGAGAGGAUGGGAUGUCGUCUACUUCGAAUGCUAUUGGUGUCAGGUUUGACGCAAAACCAUGGGAGAAUCUUCGUAGCGUUCCUGUCGACAGAGAAGGACAAUUCAUAUACUCCUUAAGGCCACGGACAAGGACUGGUUAUAGCAAACUCAUGUGUGAGAUCGUGACCAAAGAUAAUGUCAAGAUUGUCACUCUUCGCUCGACUUACAAGGUAGAAAACCAGACAUUUUAUCCCUUGGAAAUCACCUUGGUCGAUGAUACUGGACAUCCUGUUUAUCCCAUUGAAAAAAUAGUUCCAGGCGACGACUAUGUCUUGCCGAUAGAAGCAGUCAUACAAAACAGAAUCAGGAUUCAGCCUGAUGCUGGUUUCGGUUAUAGGUGGUCGCAACCGAUGAAGUGGGAGGAUUUCCGCGAUGUUAGACACACGAGCGGUCUUACAGUUCGCUGUCCUCACACGGAUCGCAAGGAAGCACCGUUCCACUUUACUGUCUGUCCCGUCUGGUCUUCGCAGUCAAGAGAUUAUCCUGAGAUGAAAUUGAACCUUCGAGCACCUAUAGAACUAGAAAACCUUCUACCUUUCGAUAUCCGUUACAAGGUGUUCGACAAGGAUACGAACCACAAUUGGAAUAGUUUCCUUAGGAAGGGUGGAAAUACACCAGUUCACUCUGUCGAACUCAGCCAUUUAGUUCUACUCAGCGUUACAAUUGAAGACACCGUGUUCAAAGCCAGUGACUUCACUAUCAUAAACGCCGACAGGAGAUUUGAAUUCGACCAGGAGCACCAAAUUUCUCUAGCAGAUCCCCAGGGAAGGAAGUUAAACUUGAUGCUCAAUUACAUCAAAUUCCCGGAUGCUGGUGGAGCAUUCAAAGUUCAGAUUUACAGCCCAUUUAUUGUUGUUAACAAGACAGGCCUUCCCUUUGGCGUGAAAUGCGUUCGCUCUGCUGGGCUGCACAGGGACGUCGCCGGACCUGUGUCACGAGAUGACUUGACCAGGAGCACUCCAUUCCUUUUGUCUCAUAUCAACAGGAAAGGGAAUGAGUUUGUCUUCAAAGUCGGCGAGUCCAGCUGGUCACAGACGAUGCGAUUUGAUGCACCCAGUGCGGAGGCAGCUAUGGUCAUUCCCCACGUGAACCAGAAAGCGGAAAUAAAUGUUGGGCUCUCAUGGGCGGAGGGAACUGGAAAAUACAAGCUGUCGAAAGUCAUUGAGCUCACACCGCGUUUCUUCAUCUACAACAAGCUUCCGCAACCGAUCCAGUUCCGUGAGGUUGCUGCACCACCGUCUGGUGAACUCAAUCCUGGGGAUCGAGCACCCCUGCACUUCAUGCGCCUUGAGGAUCGCAGGUUGUUGACAAUAGCCUAUCCGGGCUUAAACACCAUUUGGAGUUCCCCGAUCAACAUGGAAGCCAUUGGGACUGUGCAUGUACGCAUGCGCCCCGCAGGCUCAACGUCGGAGCAAGUUCACUUGGUGGAUGCGAAUGUCGUUCUCGACAAGGCAACGAUAUUUGUUAUUCUUUCUGCCCAUGAAGGACCAUGGCCGUUCAUGAUUGAAAACCAGAGUAGUCACGAAGUCACUAUUGGCCAAAUCGACGAGGUGCAUGAGAGGCCGGAGAAAGGAUGCGUAUAUAAGGUGACCGCCGACAGCCGUCUGCCCUAUGCUUGGGACUUCCCAGCUAUGGAAAAGAAGAAGCUGUAUCUCAGCUGCAACAAGCGGGCUCGUAAGAUCGACAUCAUGGAGAUCGGUGUCCUCCCACCGCUGCGACACAAUGGCGGUACAAUUGCCCUUGAUGUUCGUGCCGAUGGUCCAUCGCAACUUUUGACUAUUACCGAUUACCGCGAGGAAACUAGCAUCUACAAGCCCAGACGUCUCAACUCAGGAGCAAAUUUAUCCCGUAGCGACUCCAUAGCAACGACUCAGGAGUUUGAGGCUGUUCAGGAAGAAAUACCGCCUACGUUAUCUGUCACCCUCGACUUUAAAGGACUUGGUAUCUCUCUUUUGAACAAGCGUCUGAUUGAAGUCGUAUAUAUCUCAACCCAGAACGUCAAGCUAGAGUAUCACAACAGCCCUGUCGCACAGUCCGCCAAUUUAGCAAUUGGAACGUUGCAAAUCGACAACCAGUUACACGACGCAUAUUUCCCCGUUCUUCUGCAGCCUACGCCUAUUGCCAAAGAAGACAGGAGUCUAGCUGCUUUACCAACUGUCCAAGCAUCAGUGAUCAUCUUGAAUGAUAGCGCGCAUGGAGUUCUUUUUGUCAAAUAUGCAUCUAUCUUGUUACAGGCUCUCACAAUUCAGAUUGAUGAGGGCUUCUUAUACGCAAUUCUGGAUCUGACGAAGUUGGAAGGUGUCACCUGGGAGACGGAAGAAGAAGGCGUUUUGGUUCUCGACACAGACAAGGUUCCAGAACCGCAACCGGUACAACCUGGGCAAGAUGUCUAUUUCGAAGUCCUUGAGUUGCAACCGAUAUUCCUUUCCGUAUCAUUUGUGCGAAAUAUCAAUCCAUCUGGUGACGAUGCCCAAGCGCAAGCUGUGACAAGCAGAAACCCAUUGGCGGUUGUACUGAACGUCCUGACUAUGACGUUGGCUAAUGCUGAAGGGAUCGAACUGCAAUUGAAUGCCCUAGGAAUAACGGACGUUCGUCUUACGCUGCCAGAGUUCCAGUCUCGAAUACUUUACCACUACCGACAGGAAGUGCUACGUCAAAUAUAUCGCGUACUUGGUGCAGCAGACUUCCUCGGGAAUCCAGUCGGUUUAUUCACAAACGUGAGCUCUGGAGUCGCGGAUAUUUUCUACGAGCCAUGGCAUGGUGUCGUGCAACGCGGUGGUGGCGAGCUCGGUAUCGGUUUAGCUAAGGGAGCGGCGAGCUUUGUGAAGAAAACAAUUUUCGGUCUCUCAGACAGCAUGACAAAGAUUACGUCGAGCGUCGGGAAAGGGCUAAGUGCAGCGACACUUGAUGCUGAUUUCCAGGCAAAACGGCGGAUGAACCAACGUAGGAAUAAACCAAGACAUGCACUUACCGGUGUCGCCUCAGGAGCGGGAGCAUUCGCCAGCAGCGUUGCAAGCGGAGUCGAAGGGGUCCUGAUGAAGCCACUUGAGGGGGCUGACGCCGAGGGUGCUCUUGGGUUCUUCAAGGGUAUGGGCAAAGGAUUUGUUGGUGUCGUUACGAAACCCGUCGUCGGUGUUUUCGAUCUAGCAUCGAACGUUGCCGAAGGUGUCCGUAAUACAACGACGGUCUUUGACGCUCCUCAGCGAGAUCGCGUUCGCAAGCCACGCCAAGUUCCUGCGGAUGGUGUAUUGGAGCCAUAUUCUCCGCGUAAAGCUGUAGGCCAGUCGUGGAUGCGAGAUCUUUCAGACGGAGUAUAUCGCAAGGAUUAUUACAUUGCUCACAUUGACAAUCUGGGAUCAGACAACAUUAUCUUGUUGACGAACGCGCGGAUCCUUUCAUUCUCGUCUAGAGGUUUACAUUUGCACUGGGAGAUGCCAUUAACGACCAUCGCAGGUGUCCAAGGCGAAUCAACCGGGAUACGAUUCGUCAGCAAGGCUGGUCAUGAACAAGACAGAUUUGUCAUCAUCCAGGACUCUGGCUCGAAGGAAUGGUUCUUUGAACAAGUCAAAGCUGUCGUCAUGUCGUUCAACGCACGUCGCAGACUAGAGCGAUGA